Chrysoperla carnea is the source of this 6827-nucleotide messenger RNA. It is a transcript of the gene bdg, whose product is annotated as sodium-dependent transporter bedraggled. The coding region runs from base 283 to 3849 and encodes 1188 amino acids. The record is from RefSeq and is a predicted model, not a curated record. NCBI's taxonomy places the organism in Eukaryota, Metazoa, Arthropoda, Insecta, Neuroptera, Chrysopidae. Gene Ontology annotation, biological process: sodium ion transmembrane transport. Gene Ontology annotation, cellular component: membrane. The transcript has 11 exons.
UCGAAUCCAUUUCGUAAUACGUUAUCAACGGUUAAUUGUCGUAAAUAUGAGGAAUUUCGUCGUAGAACAUAUGAUCGAAAUACAUUUAAUGGAUUCGCCAGGAAAAAGAAAAAAUUAGGUAAUACUGUAUUAAAUGGUACCGGAAGUGGAAGUGAAGGGGAAGAUGAAGAUGAAAAUAUAGAUUGGAGUUGGGUAUAUGAAUUAGAGAAAAAAAAUAAUCAUCAGAGCAUUGAAAAUAAUGCAAGCGGUGAUAUACCUUUAACCAUCGACAAUAACAGCUGUAUGGAAACAGAUGUUAAUAACAUAACGGAAUUAACACCAGAACCAAGUCAAAGUAUAAACAAUAGUUGCGGCACGAGUAGUAUUGUUCCAUCAACGACGGACGACAAUCAUUCUAGUGAAAUGUCAAAAAACGUAGAAAAUGAAAUCAAACAAGAAAGAUCAUGGUUGCGCAGUUCAAUGCGUCGUUUACGUCAUUUUCGUUUACCUGAUACUGAAGACAUACCAUCAACAAAUAACACCUCAACGAACCAACAACAACAACGUAUUAUAUCGACGCCGUUAAAUGUUACCGUCGCGACGCCUUCAAUAAUUGAACAGACGACGUCUGUAUUACAACAGCCAAUGGAUAAUUUUCGACAUACACAUCGUCGUGUACGACCAACAAGUGCACCGAAUCGUUUAAGUUUUUCACAAGAUUUUCAAAUAAAUCGACAAAUAUCUGUACAUCCUGCAGGUGAUACCGGUGAAGGUGUUGUGCAAAAUUUUAAUGUGAAUCCAAAUACGAAUAGUGUUUUGUUAGUGAAUCGUUCGCGUUCAACAAAUCGUGGUUAUCGGAGUAGUAGUAACGGACGAUCAUCUUCAUCGGAUUUACACCAUCAUCAUCAUCAUGGUGCAAGAAGUAGUUCAGAAUCAUCACGAUCACGACGACCGCGUAGUGUAUCAUCAACAGAUUCUAGUAUCGAUGAGGGAUCUAGUAUUGAUACAACUUCAAGUUGUACACCUACUGGUACACCAACACGAAAUACACCAGAUAUUACAGCUUCAUCACAAUCACGAAGAGUAUGCGAUCACACAACGGGCUCAACAAUCCCAACAAAUGGCACACAUACAAGUCGACAUCAUCGCGUAGAAGAAAAUACAAAUGUAUCAAAUAAUCGUGCAACAAAUACAGGACGACCUCCUGGUAGUGGGAGCGGCGGUGGUGGAGGAGGUGGCACAAGUAAUAGAAAUAAUAAUAACAAUAAUAAUAAUAAUAAUAAUGAAGAUCACCAACGAAGUCCAAUUGGACAUUGGAAACAUAGACUUUCUUCCAUGUUAGCUAGUCUGGGAUGCACAUUGGGCAUUUUUAAUAUAUCUAGAUUUGCAAUACUUAGUAUACAUUUUGGAGCUAAUUUUAUUGUACAAUUUAUGGUGCUAUCUGUUGUAUUUGGUAUACCAUUGUUUACACUUCAUACAUGCUUAGGUCAACAAUUAAAUGCUGGAGUGAUUGACAUGUGGCGUAUCUCACCAAUAUUCCAAGGUGUUGGAAUAGCACUUCUAGUCGCACAAGCUCUUAUUGGAAUGUAUAGUAUUAUUGGUGUAUCGUGGCUAUUUGUAUUCUUUCGCGAUUCGUUUAUAACCAAAAUGGAUAAUUAUAAAUGGGCAGAACCAUUCGAUAUAUAUCGUUAUGAUCAAAAAAAUGAAAACGGCACAUACAAAAUUACGGAAACUGUUCCCGAUUAUUUUAAUGGCCAAGUAUUACAACGAUAUAGUUUAGCUGGCUUUGAUAGCGAUUCGUUUGGUAAUAAUGUAAAAUUUCAAGUAUGUUUCAAUCUAGCUGUUGUUUGGAUUAUCAUUUUUGUAUCGUUAAGCAAAGGUCUAAAGUCGUAUGGAAAAGUGGUGUUUCUAUUCACGUUGGUACCAUUAUUUUGUACAUUUAUUCUCUGUGCAAAAUUAUUAGGUUUAACACCAACAAAUUCACGGCAUGGUGUUUUUUCUCAAACUUCAUGGCCUGAAUUUUUUCUAAAUACAAAGUGUUGGGUAGCAGCAUUUCAGGAAGCGUUUCUAACUUGGGGUUUAUUUGGAGCUGCAGCAAUGCAAAUUGCAUCACAUAAUAAACAUAAGCAUCUGUUACAACGUGAUACAGGACUGGUAGUUGUAAUUACCUGUACUGUGUUACUUCUAGCAGCAUUUUUAGCAAAUACGUGUGUUGAAGUAUUACAAUUUUAUGGGUACAACUAUUUACCAGGAUCUUUUGAAACAACUAAGUCAUAUAUUUUUAUGCGCAAUGUUCGACAACCGCUACCUCCUAGUUUAGCAACAACUCCUGUCCGAUAUAUGAUGCAUUCAUCGUUAAUAUUAGGUGAACGUGUGAUACGUCCUGGCAUUGAUCGAGGCUCUGAAAGUGGAUAUCAACCAUUACGAUUUGCUACUGAAUUAAUACCUGCUACGUUCACAAUUAUUGGACCGGAUCAACUAUCACCAUUUUGGGCUGUCCUAUUCUACUUUAUUAUGAUACUAUUUGGGAUUUCACAACAAUUGGCAAUCUGGCAUUGUGUUAUUACAGGCAUUAUAGCAAUUAAGGCUAAAGUUUUAAAAUCAUGGCAAAUGUCUAUUACGUUUUUCAGCUGUGUAACAGCAUUUUUAAUUGGAAUUAUGAUGACAACAGAGUAUGGAAUCUACGCGGUUUAUUUCUUUGAUUAUUGCGUCGGUGGUACUUGGUGGUUAUCCGUGUUAUAUAUGGUAUUUGUAAGUGCUGUGUUUAUGGUACGCGGGCGUCCUUACAGUGGUGAUUCAGUUGUAACAGCAUUAUUUACACCUGGAAGUCAUGCUUGUCUUGUACAAUGGGCUGCUCCACUUUUAUCAUUUAUUUGGAAUGUAGUUCUUCCUGUAGCAUUAGUUGUGUAUUGUAUAUCUACAUUUCGAAAUGGUAAUUUUCGUGAAUUAUACACAUGGCAUCAUGCACCGGCAUACGAUUAUUGGGCAUUAUGGGCGAGACAAUUAGGCAGUCUUUUACAAUUAUUACCAAUAUUAACUGUUCCGAUUGCCGCAUUUGUACAAAGUUAUAGAUAUCUAAAUAAAGGACCACCAGAUAUCUUAGAUGAAGAGGAAUUGGAACGUGAAAAUUAUCGAAUUCAAUUAUUAUAUCGACCACCGUUGGAUAGUGAACAUAUGGAAGAUUUAUCAUCCUACACACAUUCUAGGGGGGCACAGACCAAUACAACAAAUUCGGCCACCGCUACAGAUCCAGCAUUCGAAGAUCCACCACCAAAAUAUACACCUCCGCCAUCAUACACAACGGCAACGGGUGCAAGAAUAGCAAAAUUAUUACGUCAAAGUAUACGUCGUAGUGUACGACGACUUGCUAACGUAUUAGGCGAAAGCAGUGAAUCACGUGAUCAACAACAGCAACAAAACAAUCAACAACAAUUAUCAAACAUUCAACAACAAUUAGAACCUCCACCUCCGGAUUAUGCAGCUGUUUUGGUUGAAAUGAAUCAAUCACCACAUGUAGCCAUCAGUAUAUCAGAUACCACAGAAUUACCCCUGCCACCCACAGUACGAAAUGUUUAUAAUAGUGAAACAAAUCGUAGUUCAACAAUUGAUCGUAGAACUCACAAUCAUAAUUCAUCGUCAACAUUAACGGCUGCCGAAGUCGCAAGUAUAUUACGUAGUAGUAUUAGACGUAGUACAAUACGUGCAGCAAAUACGUUGCGUCGUAGUGUUGUGUCUGAAGAAAGUACAAGUGGUUCGUUAAGUGUUGUGUGUUUAGUCGAUGGUGCUGAACCAAUUGGACAAGAUUCAUUAACAAUGGAUCAAAUACAAAAAGACAAUAUAAAAAAUGAAAAUUUGUCUUCUGUGAUAUAGUUUUUAAAUAUUCAAUCAAAUAUGUUUUAUUAUUUUAACAAAAAAACUUACUUAACUAUGUGUACACCAAAUCAUUUUACUUAUAAACCUAUUCCUCUUGUUCAAAUCGUGUUAAUUAACCCCUACGCCCCUGUCUGUAGUAGAUAAGCAUACAAAACCAUGUAUUUUUAAUUAUCUCGUCGUUUUACGAAAUAAUUUUGAAUAACUUCACUUAUUAAGGGACAAAAAAGUAUCAACCAAUUGUGGAAUUAGGUUCGAUGCCGUCUUAGAUUGUCGCCCUAGGCCUGGAAUCUUAUCCUAAAUUCGCCUCUGAUUGUACCAAUUAUAAAAAUAGACUGUUAUGUAAUUAAUUCAUACUUUAAGUAGUUAAAUUAAUUAUUUAUUAACCGAGAUAUUAUUAAAAAAAGAUUCUCAUUUGAAGCAAUGCAGUAAAAAUAAAUACUUAGAACGGCGGGGCAAUUAAAAACACAUCACUCUGUAUUUUUAUAAUUUAAUUUUUUUGGCUUGGGUGUUAGGCGCUAUUACUAAAUAACACGUUUUGAACAAAGGAACUAGUAAAUUGAACCUGAAUUAAUCACAACAAUUUUAUUUUAUUAAUAUAAAAGACGCAUGCUUUGGGAUUGUUUAGUAAAAAUGAAGCAUACACUUCAUUACUCACCAAAAUCAAUCAAUAGACAUACUUGGCUAUAACUUUUUUACUUUAUGAGCAUUUAUUAUUAGUAGAUAAAACUUUGAAAGAUAUUUUUGUAAAUGGAGAAUGCAAAGACUUUUAUUAGUCUCUUUCAUUUUCUUAACUGAAAUAGAAAACGAAAAACAAAGAUUGCCCCACUGCAAUGGAGUCGAAUACAAAAAAAAAGCCAUUGAAGCUAUUUCUGUCUUUCAUUCUCUACUCACUUUCGAAAACGAAAAAUAUAUCUUCCUGAAUAAUUAAUUGGAAGGAAGCCUGAAUAGUUCAUAUCAAUUUAUGAAAAAAUGGCGCUACACUAGCUUAUUUUUUAAAUGUGUACUACCCAUAAGUAUAAAACCAACUUUAAAAAAGUGCACUUGUGACUUGUGUUUAUGGAUACAAACCUUUUUAAAAAUGUCAGUCGGUGAUAACUAUUCUUUAAUUAGCCAUCACCGAAACCAAAUAAUUGCCGAAACUGUCUGGAAUUAUUAAUAAUUGUAUAUCCGGAUUUAAUGAUAAUAUGACAAUGUAAUAUGUAGUUAGUUAAAAAUUUUUAUUAGUAUUAUUUAAAAAAUAUAAUGCUUUAAUUAGCCUUUUUCCUCAGAAGAUUAAAAAAAGAUCCGCUCGAUGGCAGGAUAUGAAAAUAUAGGAAAUGAAAAUUUUUGUAUCUCCCUAGUUCUGCCAUGUAGCGAAUCUUAUUUUAGGGAAAAGGCUAGUUAAAGCAUUAUAUUUUUUAAAUAAUACUAAUAAAAAUUUAUAACUAACUACCUAAUACAAAUUAUAAACAUUAUCAUAUUAUCAUUAAAUCCGGAUAUACAAUUAUUAAUAAUUUCAGACAGUUUCGAUAGUGGCUAACUAAAGUUAUCACCGACUGACAUUUUCAAGGUAUGUACCCAUAACCACAAGUCACAAGUGCACUUUUUGAAAGUUGGUUUUAUACUUGUGGGUAGUACACAUUUAAAAAAAAAGCUAGUGUAGCGCCACUUUUUCAUAAAUUGAUCAUGAACCAUUCAGGCUUCCGUAUGCGAUGACUAUUAUCGUCUUUACUAUUAUUGUUGGAUAAUUAAUUUAUUAAUUGUCUUGAGAGAUAAAAACCAAAAAAAAGACAGAUUAAUUUAUUCCCCCUAUUAAAUUUUGUAAUUUAUUUAGUCGUCACAAUUUCAUGGCUGGAUUAAUUGCUUAGGAGCUCCAGGGAAAGGAAAAAAGAGAAAAAACAUACAGAUUUACGAAGACUAAAAAAACGGCGCUAAUUUUCUCAUUCCGAUGAUAAUUGCAUUGCCUAUGAGUCUCCGGAUGAUUAAUUCGACCCUGUUCGUAUAUGAUUAAUCCGGUGUAACAUACAUUCUUAGUUUCAAAGAAAUCAACAAUUAAAAAAGUAAAUUGUUAUUGACUUCGGAGUUAUUUCAAUUUUUAUUUUUUACCAAGAUUGAUAUCAAUCUUGUUAAAAAUUUAUAUAAAUUCGUUCUAGGAUUUACAUCUACAUCUAGGUAUCGGAAAAUACGUAUCAGCCACUAAAUUUACUACUAAAAUAAAAAGCGAAUUUUUUCCUACCAACCAAUUAGCUUCCAAUAACUUAAUAAGUAUUAUUCUGAAAAUAGAAAUUUAAUAUAACAGUUCCUCUGGAGGAGAGAAUGACUUAUCUUUCUUUGAUCACUUUACUUGUUUCACUUCUUUUCACACUUUUAUAGGACAUAGAUUAAUAACUAAGGUCAUGCAAAAUAAAAAUCAAGUUGGAAGCUUAAAUCGGCAUCGAAAACAUUCCUACAAGUUCGUAAUCUAACAAAGUCUUUGUCAGGGAUUUUACAGGGACAGAACUUUAAACUUAACAUUUUUAUUUAUAUUUAAAAGAGUAUUUUAAUGCAAUGUUGAACAACGCAUGCGUGUUAUCGAAGUUUUAUUAUAAUGAGUGUUCAUGUUCGAGCUAUUUACCAUACUACAUUGUUUUUAUUUGUUCAUACCGUCAAUAUGUCGAACAUAAUUUAUGCGGUCGAGUAAUUGAAAAAUCGAAUUUUCCGGACACGCAUUUCCCAGAAAAGCUAUAGGCUACAUUUGGCUGUCUAUAUAUCACACAAAUUAACAUAAAAUACUCUUUAAAAUAAAUAAAAAAUUAUUACAUUUUAGCUGUUCUGUCUCAUCUGAGCUAUUUAAUUUAAGUUGAAAGUUAUACCAUUCUUAACGAAUAACCCUUUGCAAACACCAACAGACCAGAAGUCGUAUCAGAAGGUAGCUUUUAUAAAUAAAAUAUUUUAAUAUUGGUGUAAAUAUAGUUAAAGUGUAUUAUUAUAAAUAAUUUUAAAUAUAUGUAUAUUGU